AUGAUGACAUUAUGGGUCAUCUUUUUGAUUGGCCAUGGUAAGUGGGGAUUCGUUUUUGGUUGGUAGUUUUGAUGAUAAUGAGGCUUUAUAGAUGACAUAGAUCAAUUUUGACUUGACGUUUACUGUUAAAUAUUACAAAAUUUUCCGCUUUCUUCCAGUUUUCCCAAUAUUUUUGGCUUGUCAACCCCCGCUACAGUACACCUCGAAUGCUGUUUAUGGAAGCAAAACCUAUGAAGUCCCUGCUGCACAACCCCAACUAUUAAGUCAAGGCGUCCAGUCAGCGUUUGUUCAAGAUCCAAAUUACAGUGAUUAUAAGCCAAAUGCCCAUGUCCCAGAGCCCUCGUUUAACGUGAAUGGAGUCCCCAGUUUCUCCAUUGAACAUUCGGUUGAAGUGGAUGAUGGGAAAGCGUCGAAUUCCCUUCAACCCGAGUUCAAAUCACCUGAUGAUAUCUCGAGUUUGGAUGAGACCCAAAAAAGGCAAAAUCUGGAAGUCGAAAGACAGAUCAACGAUGCUGUAGAGCUGCAUGUCUUUGAAGAAAACGGAUUAAACCCAAGCAAUCAUCCGCCAUCCGAUCCUCCAGAGCCCAAUCAACUCCAAUCCAAGGACCUUUCUCGGCCAGAAAAUCCCUUUCCAGAGCAUCGAAACCUCGCGGAAUGGGCGAGAAUCUGUUCAAGAAAAGAGCCGGCCGGAUUCAUGGAAAUCCUGGAUUGCACCGAAGUGGACUCCUUCAAUGAAGAUCAAAAUCUGGCCGAUCCUCGAUACUCCUCGUGUAAUUUUGAUGAGAAUUCGAGAUGCCGUUUUUAUGGGAAUAAUGAAGAAGAGUUGGUGUUCAGACGAGGGGCCUUUGUUCAUCAUAAAAAUGGGUCUGUCUUUGGUCCCUUUGAAGAGAGUUUCUCGGUUUUAACCAAAAGACCCUUAGGGGCUUUACCUCAAGAUGGAUUUCUUGUGAUGGCCGAACCCUUCGGAAACACUCCAGAUGCCGCCGGGAUCAUUCAGAUGGAGGUCAAAUGUCAGAAAGGCGAUGGAGUUUUGAGCUUUGAGUAAGCAGAGUUUUAUUCAGAGUAGGGUGAUCUACAUACCAUUGGUCCUUUAAAUCCAACAUUUAUUUCAGCUAUUGGACAACCGAGCCGAAUGUGGAAGUAAAAGUUUGCACCCGGGUGGAUGAUGAUCGUCGUUGCACCACGAAUAUCGAAUAUGUCCCAGAUUCCAGUCGAGUUGAUAUUCAAGUUAUCCACACGGAUUCAGAGAAUUUCUUAGUAGAAGUCAUCGUCAGUGGAUUCAAGAAGCCGGGUCUUUUCAUCAUGGACAAUCUCGUUUAUGAGGCGCAAGACUGUCUUUCAAAGGAGUUCAGUUCCGUAAGUUAAGCUUCAUUCAAUUAAACUUUUUUAUUUUCAGAACCGUCCAAAUCAUCUGGACAGUCCAGUUAAGAGUUCCGAAUCGGAUGUUCUGAAGGAUCGGACGCCUCCAUCUCUUCAGAUUCCCUCCCUUCUUAUCGACCGUAAUUCAGGGGCGGGGUCGAGCUUAAGGAUAAGACAAUUAAAUUCGAAUCCUUGCAAAGCAAUUGAAUGCAGCUUCGAGAAGGAUCUUUGCGGGUAUUCCCAGUCAGUCUUGGACGACGAUGUUAAGUAAGAAGCUUGUUAUUUAUCACCUUAUACAUCAAGACCAUCUAAUAUCCCAACUCUUUUAGCCACGGCAAAUGGCAGUUCAGUCGCUCACGGAUUGGAAAUAUAAACACCGAAUCGAACACCAAAUCCAAUCAUUGUAAGUAUAACUACCACCUUUCAGUAAUGCUUGUGUUAUUACUGCUUUUCGCUUAUAAUUUUACCUGUUUCCAGCUGGUUUCGCGUAUGUUGGAGUGGACGACAGAGGUGUCAAUACGAAAGGGCGGACCGUGUACAUCCUCGAAUCCGAGGAAUUCAAUCUCCCAGCAGAGGCUGAACUUCGAUUUGCCAUUUACAAACAAAGCAACGCCAUAUCAUUACAGGUACGGCAGCGCUUAGGAUGCUGCCCUAAUUUUAUUCCUUGGUCUAGAUUUAAUAUUUCUUCAGGUUUGUAUCGAUUCCCUGGCCAAUUGUCCUUACGAGGCCCCACCCAUAAAGGCUCAUUGGAGAGAAAAUGAGACCGUGGUCUUACCCAGCGGCACUAAAAAGGUAUGGUUUAAAGUCGUGCCCGUCCACAAUGAGCAGACCAUAAUAUAAAGGGAGAGCCCUUUGGAAUGUCAUAGAUUCUCUUAUACCAUUGCAAAAAAGUAAAUUUCGAAAAAAUGAAGCCAUAUUGGCAAAUUUGCGGUAAGUGUAAAAAUUUAAGUGCAAAAAAUUCUUACCAUGUAUAAUCGGGUAAAUCGUUAUUAUCGAAGAUUAUUAGAAACUCAGUCUUCAAAAACAUUUCUUCGGGAAUUACACUUUUAAAAAAUUUUACACUAAAGCUCACGUUUUUGCACUUAUACCUUUUUCGAACCAAAAUUUUUUUACUGUAACGGUGACACUCCACCGGGUUCUCGAAAUCUGUCCGUUAUGGCAUCUGCUCAUUAUGGACUGUUGCCUUUAAAAAUGACAUUAACUUAGAUCUUCUUCGUUGCCACCCAAUGGAAACGAUUUAAAUGGCUGGGAAUCGAUGAGAUCCGAUUAGACUUUGAUUGCCAUGAAACCCAUUAA
This is a messenger RNA of Bursaphelenchus xylophilus (pine wood nematode), 2655 nucleotides long. NCBI's taxonomy places the organism in Eukaryota, Metazoa, Nematoda, Chromadorea, Rhabditida, Aphelenchoididae. The record is from the annotation of a GenBank genome assembly.